CGCCCGGGCGGUUCUGGGAUAGCGAUGGGGACGCCUGGGUCCUCGGCCGGCGCUCUGCUUCUGCCCUCCGCGUCCGCGCCCCCGAGGAAGCGCGCGGCCGGGGAGGCCGGAGUUGCGAGAAGCAAGCAGCGGGUCCUGGAUGAAGAAGAGUACAUUGAGGGACUCCAGACAGUCAUCCAGAGAGAUUUCUUCCCUGAUGUGGAGAAACUACAGGCACAGAAGGAGUACCUGGAAGCUGAGGAAAAUGGAGAUUUGGAGCGUAUGCGCCAGAUCGCCAUCAAGUUUGGCUCUGCCCUGGGCAAGAUAUCUCGGGAACCUCCACCACCCUAUGUGACUCCAGCCACCUUUGAAACUCCUGAGGUCCAUGCAGGCCCCGGUGUGGUGGGCAGCAAGUCCCGGCCCCAGGGCCGAGACCUAGAUGAUGCAGGAGAGGUUAGAGAUGAGGAGGAGAAGGAGCCGCUGCCCAGCCUGGAUGUCUUCUUGAGCCGCUACACAAGUGAGGACAAUGCCUCCUUCCAGGAGAUCAUGGAGGUGGCCAAGGAAAAAAGCCAUGCCCGUCAUGCGUGGCUCUACCAAGCUGAGGAGGAAUUUGAGAAGCGACAGAAAGAUAAUCUUGAACUCCCAUCGGCAGAACACCAAGCCAUUGAGAGCAGUCAGGCUGGAGUGGAGACCUGGAAGUACAAGGCCAAGAAUUCUCUAAUGUACUAUCCCGAGGGUGUCCCAGAUGAAGAGCAGUUAUUCAAGAAGCCGCGGCAGGUGGUACACAAGAACACACGUUUCCUCCGAGACCCCUUCAGCCAGGCCCUGAGCAGGUCCCAGCUGCAGCAGGCAGCUGCCCUGAAUGCCCAGCACAAACAGGGCAAGGUUGGCCCUGAUGGCAAGGAGCUUAUUCCUCAGGAGUCUCCCAGAGUGGGUGGCUUUGGAUUCGUUGCCACUCCUUCUCCUGCCCCUGGUGUGAAUGAGUCACCACUGAUGACGUGGGGAGAAGUUGAGAACACACCACUGAGAGUCGAAGGGUCAGAGAGCCCCUAUGUGGACAGGACACCAGGACCAACGUUCAAGAUCUUAGAGCCGGGACGCAGGGAGCGUCUGGGCUUGAAGAUGGCCAAUGAAGCAGCUGCCAAAAACCGAGCCAAGAAGCAGGAAGCGUGGCGGAGAGUUACGGAGAACCUGGCCAGUCUUACUCCCAAAGGCCUGAGCCCAGCCAUGUCCCCAGCCCUACAGCGCCUCGUAAGCAGGACAGCCAGCAAGUACACAGACCGUGCCCUGCGGGCCAGCUAUACACCAUCCCCAGCACGCUCUACCCACCUCAAGACCCCAGCUGGUGGGCCGCAGACCCCAACGAGCACACCAGCCCCUGGGUCUGCCACACGUACACCCCUCACACAGGACCCAGCCUCCAUCACAGACAAUCUGCUGCAGCUCCCUGCCCGGCGCAAAGCUUCAGACUUCUUUUAGAGCCAGGCCUGGCUGGAAUUGUGGAUGCUUUGUGGGACACUUUGUGGAACGUGUAAGGCAGCUGUCUACUCCUCAGAGAACUCCAGGCCUUGGAGACCCAGACCACAAGCAGUUGAUUAUCCCUGGAACCACAAGUAUAUAGUCUGUGCCAUGGCCAGGUUGACACAUUAUCCUGACCACUCUCUAGGGAGUAUAGCAUUGGUGCUAUUCCCCAGGGCCCUGCUGAAACUGCCUUCUAGCCAACCCCCAAGUGAACUCUCAUUAAAGAACACCUGGCACUGUCUGGCCGGGCUUCUGAUCCAUGUCGUGGGGCCUACCUGGGUGUCUCGGGCCCUCAGGGUCAGAAGCCAGGGGCUUUAUGAGGGGAAACUGCAUAGCCCACAGAGCUGCCUCCUGUGCUGAGAUCAUACCUGGGCCUUCCACUGUGAAGGUAACACAAAUCCCAAAAGUUGCGCCAUUGAGCUGAUGUGUGUCUGGGUCGAGCUCCACUGCCUCCCAGCCAGGGCUGACUGUUAAGUUUGUUGGUUACAGGCUCAGGCAGGCCCUGCGUAUCAAGCUCACCAGGACAAGUCUCUUUUCCUGUGGCUUCAGCUGUUACCUCCCAGCAAUCUGGCUUCCAGCCCAGGGAGGGCUAGGCUGCCUCCCUGUCCCACUCUGUGCUUACCCAGUAUUCUUGGCACUGCCUGUUGGGCUCUGCUGAGACACCAGCCUUAUAUCAGCCUGGGCUGAUGUAGGAAAAGAGCAAGUGUGGGCUCCCUGCAAACCUGCAGAUGCCAGCAGCAGGCCAUUUGCCUAUGGAAUAAAGUUAACUAGCCCUCGGUGACCAACUAACCCUCAGGAGGCCAAGUAGGACUUGUGAGCAUAUGCCUACAGAGCUGCAGGGUCCCUGCUCUCUGGACCUAUGCUCUCUGGACCUAACAGAGUUCAAGACUAUAAUCUAAUUCCCCAGCCAGUGGCCUUCAGGCCACAGUGAUGCCUAGUCUCUGAGCAGCCCAGGGCUUAAACGCACCUGACUCUUUGAUUCCAUGAGAGCCACAUUUUCCAGUCUGCUGGCAUUGGUCCCCUCGGGCCUCUGCGCUCAUGUUCUCUGGAGACAGCCUAGGUUGGGCACCUCCUGCCCAGGGCCUUGUCAGUUUGACACAAUCAAGAGUCACCUGGGAAGCAGGCCCACUCCUCAGAUUGGCCUGAGGGCACGUCUGUGUGCAUUUCUUGAUUGGGGGUCAAUACAGGAGGGCAGGGCCCAGCAGUGACAUCCCUGAACAAGUAGUCCUGGCUUGAGCAAGACAGUAAGCUAGAGAGGAAACCAGGAAGCAGCACUCCUCCAUGGUCUCUGCCUCAGCCUCUACUUGAGUUCCUGCUCUGGCUUCUCUCAGUGAUGGACUGUGACCUGAAAGUGUGAGCUCAAAUAAACCGUUUCUUCCCUUAA
Psammomys obesus (fat sand rat) is the source of this 2884-nucleotide messenger RNA. It is a transcript of the gene Ess2, whose product is annotated as ess-2 splicing factor homolog. NCBI's taxonomy places the organism in Eukaryota, Metazoa, Chordata, Mammalia, Rodentia, Muridae. Gene Ontology annotation, cellular component: catalytic step 2 spliceosome. The transcript has 10 exons. The coding region runs from base 25 to 1458 and encodes 477 amino acids. The record is from RefSeq and is a predicted model, not a curated record.